Messenger RNA from Vitrella brassicaformis, 2802 nucleotides. Lineage: Eukaryota; Vitrellaceae. The record is from the annotation of a GenBank genome assembly.
CCGAGAUCCAGCCAGGCCUGUACAGCUAUACACACAGACUCAUCCAUCCCUCUCAUGUCAUGGUGAUGAGUCCCUCUCAGCGUGCCCUGCCUGCACAGCCCUAACGAUUUGUUCAGCAAUCCUCUGCCCAUCCACAGCAGCACUCACAAUCCCGCCGGCAUACCCCGCACCCUCCCCAGCGAGAUACAGCCCACGCACAUUGACUGACUCGAGUGUUAAUGGGUUGCGGUCGAUGCGCACCGGUGAUGACGUCCGAGUCUCAACACCGUGCAGCAAGGCCUGCAUCCAUGGCAUGAUGUGUGUGUGUGGCGGGUGGGUGUGGGUCGGUGACUCACUUGGUCGGUGAUGAAGCCGGGCAGCUGUCUGUCGAAGCUCUCCAGUGCAGCCCUCAGUCGGCCGGUGAGCGACUCGGGAUACAGAUCGUGCAGACUGCUCGCACGCACACCGCGCCUGCAGCACACACACACACAUGUAUGGAGGAUUAGAGACACGGACACAUGAUUGAUCGCCCGUCGUCACCUAUAGGAGCUCUUUGGGAAUGUGCCCUCGUCCACUGCUGACGGCCGCCCCUCCAUGAAGUCGGUGACCCUCUGCACCGGUGCAACCAGGUCGCCGCCACCCCUCAGUGCCGCCUCCCUCUCCCAUGCUCGCUGGAAAGCCACGCCGGCCAAUGGGCCGUGAGACGAGAAAGGCGACAGCUCUUCUGGCCUGCAGGAGACACACACACACAGAGGUCUAUGCGGGUGGCUGGCUAGCUGAUCGUCAUGGUGUGUACGUGACGGGCGUGACGAGGCCGCUGUUUGCCCAUGGCGAGUUGCGCUGUGAGAAUGACAUGCCAUUGACACACAGCUCAGAGGGGUCCAUGCUCGUGGGAACCACCUGCACGCACCGCAGCAGCCGGAGUGUGUCAUAUGCCGACCCACCCACUCAUCGACCCACUGACCUGUCCGCCCGGGCACAUGCAGAAGGAGAAGACGUUGCCCGCCUUGACCGUGUAGUCAGCCACAGGCACCUUUCCCUUGCCCCUGUUGACCCAUUUGGCAUACUCCUUCAGCUGCACCGUGUCGAUCAGCGUCUGUGGGUGCUCCACGCGCAGCCCCACUGCAAACUCCUUUGCAGACAUGGCCACGCCCUGCUCGUGAAGCGACGCAUACAGGUCCCUCGCUGAAUGGCCGAUGGCCAGCACCACAAUGGGGGCGUCGAUCUGGACAAUGUCGUGGUCAUGGCUGUGUGUGUGGUGACACUGAAUGCCGGUGACGGCGUUGGUCGUGGGGUCGAUGGUGAGCCUGUCGGCUGUGAGGCCGAAGUGGAUGGUGACGCCGAGGUCCAACAGCCGCUGACGCAGGGAUUUCAAGAGGCGGACCAGCCUGAAGCAAUGAAGAUGGAAUGCAAAAAGGGCUGCCUUGUGUGGGUUAUGCCUUCGUGCAUACCUGUCCGUGCCGAGGUGUGGUUUGCCAUCGACGAGGAUGCGCUCAGGCGCGCCAAAGGACACAAAGGCCUCCAGCACACUCCGCACCUGGUGAAAGCAAUUGAAGGACAACAGGUCUUAUGUGUCGGGUAAUGUUUGUGACAUCGUUGUGAGUGUUCACCUGUUGCGAGUUGCGUCCGAUCCUGGUGGUGAGUUUGCCGUCGCUCCAGGUGCCCGCCCCGCCCUCGCCAAAGCAGAAGUUGCUGUCGGCAUCAAGCACACCACGAUGAAUCAUCGCACCUGAAGACAUCGAAGACGUGCACGCUGCACGAAUGAGGGUGACUGAGGAGUGGCUGACCGACCGACCGAUGUCUCUUCCCCUCCUCUCCACCGGCUGGCCCCUCUCAAUGAGCGUCACGGGAUGGCCGCUCUCGGCCAGGCGAAGAGCGGCAAACAGACCUGCAUGCAUUGCAAGCCACAUACACACACACGUGCCAUCACAACACAGGUCACUCUCAGAGCCAUACCUGCCGGUCCAGACCCGACAACAGCCACAGGCGGCAGGCCCGCAGACAGGGGGCUGGCUGACGACGGGGGCAGCCUGUCGCCCACUUGAGGCGCCGGCUCGCACAGUCCUGGCCGACGUCUGACAUUGACAGCGUCUUGCAGAGGCACCUCUAUAUCCACCACAUAGCUGCACACAGGUACACACAGGUACACACACCCUUCCUUCUUCACUCCCAGCCUCAAUUACUUGAAGUGCAGCAGUGGCGUGCCGUCCGCCUCCCUCGUCCGCCUCAACACUCGAGGCCUGGCGUCGAAGCUCUUGCGCACUAUCUCCACCUUCACGUCUUCAGCACCGCCCUGGCCCAGGAAGAAGUCCUCUUGCAGGCCCGCCUGUGCGGCUACGGCACGCAGCAGGCCGUCCCACACCGCCGUGCUGUCUUUGCCCGGGUCGUCGGCCACGGGGAUCUGCACGAAAGGCAGACACACAGACACGGGGUGUACGUGUGUGAGAGAGAUGAAUGAAUGCAUCGCCACGUGACACGUACCUGAAUGUUGAAGAGCCGCCAUCUCGUCACUCUCUGUCCUCCUGUUGGUGCAGUCCUUCUCCCUCUUGGCCUCCUUGCUCGCCCUCUCCGUUUUUUUGCCGUGUCGUGAUCCACAACCACAGCCGGAAGGGACCGCGGGAUGAUCCGGGGGCUCCUGCAUGGCCGGCGUGGCCUGUGCAGCAGCAGCGGGAGUGGCUGGAAGGCGUCGAUGGUCUCAACGAGCAGCACAACUGCCAAGAUGACGAGAAGCAUUCGCCUUCGAGAUCGGUUCACCUUCAGAUCUUUCUGGCAGCAGAUCUCACUGGCCAGCCGUCUGACGUGCUGAAUGGUAGCAAACGGAUG